This is a messenger RNA of Zonotrichia leucophrys gambelii, 11177 nucleotides long. It is a transcript of the gene CR1, whose product is annotated as complement C3b/C4b receptor 1 (Knops blood group). The record is from RefSeq and is a predicted model, not a curated record. Gene Ontology annotation, biological process: T cell mediated immunity; negative regulation of complement activation, classical pathway. Lineage: Eukaryota; Metazoa; Chordata; Aves; Passeriformes; Passerellidae. The transcript is spliced from 64 exons. Gene Ontology annotation, cellular component: plasma membrane. Bases 156 to 9359 code for a protein of 3067 amino acids.
CCCACCACGCUCCCGGCUUUCGUCAGAGCCUUCCCGGAGCUGAGCUGAGCUCAGCGGAGCUGGGCUGGCCGGGACGGGCGGGCGGGGGCUCCGCGGAGCUCAGAGCAGCCCCGCGGGAGUGGCUCCGCUGCCCGGGCAGUGCCGGAGGACCCGCGAUGGGCUCCGGCCGCUGCUGCUCGCUGCUGCUGGUGCUGGUGGUGCUGCUGGAGCUGCCCGCGGCGUGGGGGGACUGUGGGCCGCUGCCGAAUAUCAGCCACGCUGAGCCCCGGGGGGAUGCCAAACAUCAGCAGAGCUUCAGUGUGGGCUCCACAGUGACUUUUGCCUGCGUCCCGGGUUACACCAAGCUCCCCCUUUUCUCUAACACCAUUCAGUGCCUGUCGAACUCCCGCUGGUCCAGCCUGCCAGAGUUCUGCGGCCGCAGCUGUCCCACACCCAGAUCUGUGCAAUUUGCUGCGCUAUCACCAGAAGACAAAAUGCAGAAUUUUUACGCCGUUAACACCACGGUGAGGUACAUCUGUCGCCUAGCUUAUGAAAACACCACAGCCCAGCCCCCCACCAGCACCUGUUUGGACAACUUAACGUGGACAGAAGUUCCUGAACUGUGUCAGAAGAAAUCUUGUGGUAUUCCAGCCAAUCCAGAACAUGGCCAAGUCAUCCUAAAAGAUAUCCUAAAAGAUCAUCUGCUGGGUGGAACGGCCAGAGUGGUUUGUGACCAUGGGUACAGACUAAAGGGAGCAUCACCUUCCAUCAGGUGUCUCCUAGAGGGCAACAAAGCUGUCUGGAGUCCUCUUCCAGCUUGUCAGGUGAUCUCCUGUCCCCCUCCUCCAGCCAUCCCUCACGGGCAGCACAGUGGGAACAGCUCGGGGGAGUUCGUGCUGGGCUCCGUCGCAACCUACACGUGUGAGCCGGGGCUGGAGCUGGUGGGGCAGGACACGCUGCGCUGCACCGGCGACAGCGGCGACAGCGGCGACAGCGGCGACAGCGGCACCUGGAGCGGGGUCCCGCCCGCCUGCCGGGUUAAAACCACAGUAGAGACAAACCAAACCAAACCCUCGGAAGAGAAUCCUUACUGGCUGGCAAGCAUCCUCAUUCCGAGCUGCAUUGUUCCCCCAGUAGCCCUUGGAAUUCUAGCUGGGAUCAUCGUGAGACGGAAAGAGAAUGAAAAGCACUCUUAUAAUGUGAAUUCACAAAAGCAGGAGGUGAAGGGAAGGGAUGCAGUGAUGCACCUGGAGGUUAUGGAUGAGAAGAAGCUCCCCAAGCUCUGGAAUUCCUAUUUUUGCCACACAGGGAAGUGCCACGUGUGUCCCAGCUGUGAGGAGCAGCUCCACAGUGCCCUGGCCCCUCUCUCAGAGCCCCCACACCACGGCUGUGCCGCCUGCCAGGACUGGCUGAGCUCCCAGCCCCAAAAACCCCGCAGCUACUCGGUGCCCAGCGUUGGUGAUGGGGACACCCCAGCAGGCACCAGCUCUCCUGCCAUGGAUGUGGAUGUGUUCAGGGCAGAUGGCACAGGAGGAGCUGCUCCAUGGAGGAGUGAGGCAGAGCAGCCCAUCGACCACCAAAGUGACCACAUCUGUCCCACCUGUGAGAGCUGGCUGCGUGCCCACACGGGCCAGGGGGACAGCAGGGCUGUGACACCGGGGGAGUGGCAGCACAAGGGCCCCCAGGGCCCCGUCUGCCCCCCCUGCACGGACCGACAGCUCCUGUCCCUCAUCCACGGGGACACAGCCAGCAGCCCCGUGUGCCCCCUGGCCGGGGAGGGCACCCCAGCCCACCUGGUCCCUCCGCACAGCCCCGGCUGCCACCUGUGCCCCGUGUGCUCGGUGCCCAGCCACGCUCACCUGUGCCAGCCCCAGCGCCUGGCACCUGAUGGGAUGGUGCCCGCGGUCACCCUCUGCCUGCUGGGCAGCUCCGCUCUGCUCCUCAGCGCCACGCCCGGGGCUCAAGCUGCCUGGUGCCCGCCGCCCCGCGUGCCCUACGGGCGGGUGUCCCCUCGCCGCUUUCUCUACCGGCCACGGGACACCGUGAGCGUCACCUGCAACCCGGGCUACACCCUGCGGGGUCCGGGCAGCAGCACCUGCGGGGCUGCCUCCAGGUGGGACCCCCCUCUGCCGGCGUGCAGAAAGGAGGUGACAUGUCCCCGGGCACCCAGCAUCGCCAACGGGCUGCACUCCGGGCACUCCUCGGGCAGCUUUCCCCGGGGAGUCACCGUGUCCUACAGCUGCAGGGAGGGCUUCCAGCUGCUCGGCAAUGAGUCCAUCACCUGCACGGACUCGGGGCACUGGAGCCGGCCCCUGCCCCGCUGUGAAGCCAUCGGCUGCCAGGUACCCGAGGUGCAGAACGGGCAGGUGCACAACGCGCAGGGCACCUACAGAGCUGGAGACACUCUGCACUUUGACUGCCACCCCGGCCAUGCGGCAGAGGGCUCCGACGAGGCUCGGUGCCAGCCCGGGGGCACCUGGGACCCGCCGGCGCUCGUGUGCCACAGGGUCCGGCCGUGCCCGAUGCCUCCGGAGGUGGCCAAUGGAAAUCACAACGGCCGGGACACGGCAGGGUUCACCAUGGGGAUGUCUGUGAGGUACAGCUGCGAUCCCGGCUAUUACCUGGUUGGAAAUGCCGCUGUGACCUGCGGAGCAUCGGGGAACUGGAGCCAGCCCCGGCCUCGCUGCCAAGAGGUGACAUGUCCCCGGGCACCCAGCAUCGCCAACGGGCUGCACUCCGGGCACUCCUCGGGCAGCUUUCCCCGGGGAGUCACCGUGUCCUACAGCUGCAGGGAGGGCUUCCAGCUGCUCGGCAAUGACUCCAUCACCUGCACGGACUCGGGGCACUGGAGCCGGCCCCUGCCCCGCUGUGAAGCCAUCGGCUGCCAGGUACCCGAGGUGCAGAACGGGCAGGUGCACAACGCGCAGGGCACCUACAGAGCUGGAGACACUCUGCACUUUGACUGCCACCCCGGCCAUGCGGCAGAGGGCUCCGACGAGGCUCGGUGCCAGCCCGGGGGCACCUGGGACCCGCCGGCGCUCGUGUGCCACAGGGUCCGGCCGUGCCCGAUGCCUCCGGAGGUCACCAAUGGAAAUCACAACGGCCGGGACAAAGCGUUUUUUACCGCUGGGAUGUCUGUGAGGUACAGCUGCGAUCCCGGCUAUUACCUGGUUGGAAAUGCCGCUGUGACCUGCGGAGCAUCGGGGAACUGGAGCCGGCCCCGGCCUCGCUGCGAAGGGACUGUCUGCAUCAAUCCAAUCGUAGCCAAUGGAAGGCAAGUUGGUGGCCACGGGCUCCUCUCUGCCCCCGGACAAACGGUGACAUUCCGGUGCCACGAUGGGUACAGCCUGCAGGGCAGUGCCAGCCUGUCGUGCCAGGAGGAUGGCAGCUGGCAGCCCCCUGCUCCUGUGUGUGACAGAGCACUGCCCCACCACUCCUCCUUCACCAGGUCUCCAGGUGCUUGUGGUGCUCCCACAAGGUUACAGUUUGCUGAGCUAAAUGAGGAGCACAGGAAUGCCAUUGAUUUUCCUGUUGGGAAGACUGUGCAAUACACUUGCCGCCCUGGAUAUGCAAAAGUGCCAGGAAUGUCACCUACUCUGACAUGCCUUGAGAGAGGAGUGUGGUCAGAAGCACUAGAGUUCUGUAAAAGGAAACAGUGCAGUCACCCAGGUGAGCCUGUGAAUGGCAGGAUUAUUUCCCUGACAAAUCUGCAGCUUGGCUCUACAGUGGUUUACAGCUGUGAGGAAGGGCACAGGUUAAUUGGACAAGCCAGCAGACGCUGUGAGAUCUCUGGGGGACGUGUUGCAUGGACUGGCCACACUCCCCUCUGUCAGCGCAUCCCUUGCGAGCCGCCCCCGGACAUUCCCAACGGGCAGCACUCGGGCCGGCUGCAGAGCGAGUUCCACUACGGCACGGCCGUCACCUACAGCUGCAAGCACGGGCUGCCCCUGCACGGGGAGCCCUCCAUCCACUGCACCACCCGCGACGGGCACAGCGGCGUCUGGAGCGAGCCCCUGCCGGCCUGCGGAGAGGCGAACUGUCCCGUCCCACAGAUCCAGCACGGGAGGAUCGUGGCUGCCAGGGCUGCCUACGCACACAGGGACACCGUGACCUUCCAGUGUGACCCAGGCUAUGCCAUUCGCGGCCACAGAGAGAUCCAGUGCCAGCCAAACGACACCUGGGAGCCGCCUGUGCCCGUCUGCGAGCAGGCUGGCUGCAGAGCCCCUGCCAGGCUGGGCUUUGCCGAGCUCAAGGAGCCCUACAGGAACCAGACGCUGUUUCCUGAGGGGAGCAGGGUGGAAUUCGAGUGCCAGCCUGGCUACAGCCAGCUCCUGGGGGUGUCACCAGCCAUCACCUGCCUCAGCAACCAGACCUGGUCUGCAGUGCUGGAGUUCUGUAAAAAGAAGCAGUGCCCCAACCCAGGGAACCCAGAGAAUGGCAGAGCUGUUGUCCUGACAGAUCUCCUCCUCGGGUCCAAAAUCCAUUACACUUGUGACAAAGGGUACAAGCUGGUGGGAGGCUCCCAGAGAAUUUGUGAGGUCUCUGGCACACAUGUCUCGUGGAGUGGGGAUCCUCCUGUCUGCCAGGGUGUCACCUGCGCUGCCCCUCCGGCCAUCCCCAAUGGGACACACAGCGGGGGCUCCAGGGCCACCUUCUCCCUUGGGGACGUGGUCACCUACACCUGUGCCUCGGGGCUGGCCCUGGCUGGAGACUCCUCCCUGUCCUGCACCUCUGGGGACGGGGAGCGUGGCACGUGGAGUGGGACAGUGCCACGGUGCCAAGAGGUGAGGUGCCCUGCCCCGCCGAGCAUUGCCAACGGGCAGCACGGUGCCAGCCCCGGGGCCAGGCACAGCCCGGGCUCCGUGGUGCUCUACACCUGCGCCGAGGGCUAUUCCCUGCUGGGCAACGCCUCCAUCCGCUGCACGGCCCGGGGCACCUGGAGCCGGCCCCAGCCCCGCUGCCGAGUGCCACCGUGUCCUUCCCCUCCAACUAUCAGGAACGGCCAGCACGACAGCAAGGGGGUGGCAGAGUUCAUCCCUGGCAUGGCAGUGAGGUACCACUGUGACCCAGGCUACCUCCUGGCUGGGAAAAGCACCAUUUCCUGCUUGCCAUCGGGAGUCUGGAGCAUCCCUUACCCCCGGUGUGAAGUGAUCACCUGCAGCAGCCCCAGCAUCAAGGACGGGGAGGUGGCUGAGGGCCGGAGGGCUGUGUACCGCCCUGGGGACAACGUCACCUUCCAGUGCCACCCAGGCUUCGUGCUGAGGGGCAGCCGUGGGGCCAAGUGCCAGCCUGACAGCCGCUGGGUGCCCGCUGUGCCCACCUGCCAGCCAGCGCGGCCCUGCCCUCCGCCCCCCGUCAUCGCCCACGCCACGCUCAGCGCCGAGCCCGGGACCAACUUCACCAGUGGCACCUCCGUGAGCUACAGCUGCCAGCCUGGCUUCACCCUGCUCGGGGACCCCUCGGUGCUGUGCACGGCCUGGGGCAACUGGAGCCUUCCCUACCCUCGCUGUGCAGCCGGUUGUGGCACACCAACACCAUUGCUAUUUGCUGAGCUAAGCAAGGAAUAUGGAAAUCAGACUGAGUUUCCUGUUGGGAUGACUGUGAACUACACUUGUCUGCCUGGAUAUGUGGAACAGCCACAGAUAUCACCAACUAUCACAUGUCUUGAAAAUCUAACGUGGUCUGAAGCCCAAGAGUUUUGCAAAAUGCUGCAAUGCCCUUCACCUCCCAAUAUUACCAAAGGGACCCACGACAGCCAGGACUUGGAGGUUUUUCCUGCUGGGAUGGUUGUGAACUACAGCUGUGACCCAGGCUACAGCCUCCGGGGAGAGGCAUCCAUCCGCUGCACCAGCUCUGGCAACUGGAGCCUCCCUCUGCCUCAGUGUGCAGGUGGCUGUGGUGCACCUCCAAACCUGACCUUUGCUGAGCUAGCCAGGCAAUACAGAAAUCAGCAGGAAUUUGCUGUUGGGGACACCGUGAGCUACAGCUGCCGGCCGGGACACUCGAGACGCCCCGGAGUGCCCCAAACUCUGACUUGCCUCCAAAACCACACGUGGUCUGAAGCCCUAGAGUUCUGUAAAAGGAAGCAAUGUAGCCACCCAGAACCCCCCAGGAAUGGCAGAGUUGUUGUUCUGACAGAUCUCCUUUUUGGGUCAACCGUGAGCCACACGUGUGACGAAGGGUACAGGCUGGUUGGAGAGUCCCACAGGAGAUGUGAGAUUUUGGGACGAGGUGUUGCCUGGACUGGUCUGCCUCCCAUCUGUAAAAGGGUGCUGUGCCCAGCCCCACAGGUCCAGAAUGGCAGGGUGGCUGUCCCCAGGCCCCGCUACACCUACGGGGACUCUGUCACCUUCAAGUGCCACAGAGGCUUCACCCUGCGAGGCCACCCCACGUCCCAGUGCCAAGGGGACAGGAGGUGGCACCCACCUGUGCCUGUCUGUGAGCAGGAUGGAGUGUCAGAACGUUAUCACCACCCUGACCCCACAACAAAGCCAGUGCUGCACUGCUCCAAGCCUGCAAAUAUCACCCACGGGUCUUUCCGUGGCCCAGCAAAAGCAGUUUUUACUGUGGGAACAUCCGUAAACUACAUCUGUGAGCCUGGCUUCUCCCUCCUGGGGACAGCAUCCAUUUAUUGCACAGCAUCUGGAGCCUGGAGCCAUCCCCCUCCUGUCUGUCAAGCUGUGAAGUGUCCGCAGCCUCCGAGCAUCACCAACGGGAGGCUGAAAGGGAACGCCUCUGCCACCUUUCCCCGGGGAGCCGCGGUGUCCUACAGCUGCGAUCCCGGGUACUCGCUGGUUGGGAACGCUUCCAUCAGCUGCACGGGCUCGGGGGCCUGGAGCCAGCCCCUCCCGCAGUGCAAAGAGAUCAGAUGUGAAUUCCCGGAUGUGCAAGGUGUUAAAAAAGCCAUUAAAGGAAGUACUUAUCGCUCUGGCACUAACAUCACUCUUGAAUGUGACGAUGGUUACGUGCUGGAAGGCAUCAGUCACACCCAGUGCCAAGAGGAUUUCAGCUGGGACCCUCCCGUGCCCGCCUGUAAACUGACGUCCCCCAAGCCCGGGUCAGUAGGCUUAGGAGUGGCGGCUGCAGCAGUUCUGCUGCUCCUGGGGGCAGCUGUUGUCUGGAAAAUCAUUUCCAAGCAUAAGGAAGGGCUGGGAAGAGAUCUCAUCCCUGCUGUGGCUGACCAGGCACCCGGCUCGUUCCCUGCAGCGAGGCAGCGCCGCUCACGUGGAGACUGGAAUUCUGUGCAGAAAAAAAGGACAUUUUACUGUAAAUCUUCAAUGCUGUUCUGCUCUCUGCAGUUACUGUCAACGCUUAUGGGCUGUGCCUGGAAUCCGCCCUACCCUGCAGUCCUGUGUGUGACACCGGCACGGCGAGCUCGGUCCGGGGAUUGUCAGCGAUCCCGGACCGAACAGCGGCCCGAGCUGUCCCGGCGAGAGGGGCCCCGGCGAGAGGGGCCCCGGCGGGCGGGCCCGGCCAUGGCGGCGGCGCCGCGCUGGGGGCGGGCCGCGCAUGCGCACCCGGCCCCGCGCUGCGUCUCCGGCGGCGCCGGGAGGGAGCGGAGCGGCCGCAGCCGCGGCCCCGCUGCGGGCAUGGGGCGGCUCUCGGUGCCGCCAGCGCUGCUGUUCGUGCUGCUGCUGUGGCAGCUCGGCGGAGCCCGGGCUCAGGGCUCGUGUCCCAAGCCAGAGCGGCAGCAGAAUGCAGAGCUCGACGAGAGCUCCAGGGAUCGCCAAGAUUUUCCACCUGGGACCAAAAUCUCCUUCACCUGCCGGCCAGGAUACAUUAGGGUCCCAGGGAAGUCGCUGACCUGGACAUGUGGUAAUAACUUGCAGUGGUCACAAACAAGCGUUUUCUGUACAGCAAGAAAAUGUAAAUACCCAGGACCCUUGGAAAAUGGUUAUUUUGAUGCAAGAGAUCUUACAUUUGGUUCAAAAUUGACAUUUCGUUGUAAUGAAGGAUACAGAUUAAUAGGUAAGGAAGAGAUUUCCUGUGAUAUCAAGAAUGGAGGUGUUGACUGGAGUGGAACUCUGCCUUACUGUGAAAUAAUUCCUUGUGAGCCACCUCCCCAAAUAGCCAACGGGGAGUACGAGGAGAGAGGCAGCUACGUGUACCAGAGCUCCGUGACCUACAGGUGCCUGGAUGUCCCCAAGGACAGCGAUCCCUUCUCCCUCAUUGGCUCAGACACCAUUUACUGCACAUCUGAUGCAAACUCAAACGGAGUUUGGAGUGGGCCACCUCCAGAAUGUCGAGUGGUCAAAUGUGAAGACCCCAGAGUUGAAAAUGGGAGAAAAAUGUCUGGAUUUGGACUUCCCUACAGAUACAAGGACUCAGUUGUGUUUGAGUGUAAUCAAGGCUAUUUCAUGGUUGGAGCACAGGUAAUUACCUGUGAAGCAAAUAACAUCUGGGUUCCUCCACAACCAACCUGUGAGAAACUUACUCCAGAGAUGUGUCUUGCCCCGAAGAUCCCCAAUGGGGCCCUGAUUCCAGCCAAAGGUGCCUAUGCAAAAGGAGAGGCUGUGCAGAUCAGGUGCAAUGCUGGCUGCUCCUUCCCUGAUGGCUCUGCAGAGGUGACAGUGACCUGUCAAGAACAGAGUUCCUGGGGUGCUUUACAGCACUGUUCCUGUGAGUCUGAAGGUUCUGGUUCCACACCAGUCAUAAGUCAUGGGAGAGUGAUAGAAGGAGAAAAACCUUCCUACCAUGUGGGGGAUUUCAUUACCAUUGAAUGUUACCCGGGGUACACCUUGCAUGGGGAGGCUCGGAUUCAGUACAUUGGGAACAACCAGUGGGUGCCAGCUGUGCCAACCUGCCAGCUCAGUGAGUCUGAAGGUUCUGGUUCCACACCAGUCAUAAGUUAUGGGAGGGUGAUAGAUGGACAAAAACCUUCCUACCAUGUGGGGGAUUUCAUUACCAUUGAGUGUUACCCGGGGUACACCUUGCAUGGGGAGGCUCGGAUUCAGUACAUUGGGAACAACCAGUGGGUGCCAGCUGUGCCAACCUGCCAGCUCAGUGAGUCUGAAGGUUCUGGUUCCACACCAGUCAUAAGUUAUGGGAGGGUGAUAGAUGGAGAAAAACCUUCCUACUCUGUGGGGGAUUUCAUUACCUUUGAAUGUUACCCGGGGUACACCUUGAAUGGGGAGGCUCGGAUUCAGUACAUUGGGAACAACCAGUGGGUGCCAGCUGUGCCAACCUGCCAGCUCAGUGGAUAUAUUAUAGCCAUCAUCUGUGUGAUUGUGAUAGCUGUGGUGCUCCUGGGAGCCUUCUGGAUCUACAAGAAAUUCUUCUCACAGAAUGGCUCGUACACAGUUGAUGAGAGUUGCAAGGAAAUUUGUAUUUUAAAAACUAAUGUCCCAGCUGAGAUGGAAGAAACUGCACAAAUGAAAUAAUGAAAAGGAAACGGGACAGCACCCCCAGUCCUGCCGAAUAUAAGAUGUGUAAAGCAUGAGUGCCCUUGCUGGGGUGGGAGGGACCUGGCAGGGGCUGUCCCUGGCAGAGCUGCACAAGGAUUGAUUCCCUUGCACUGAGGGGCUGCCCAUGGGUUCCUUGUGCUGCUGAACUGCAGGAGGAGAUGCUUGAUAGGCUAAGGAGUGUGUGUGCUUGUAGCUAGCACAGAUCCUGCUUUGCCCUCCCUGUCCUUCUGUGCCCAUCAGCUGGGGAAAGGCAGUGCCUGUAGCAUGCCAGGGUCUGUGGGAGUGCUGCAGUGUCCCUGUGCCAGUGCCAGCUGCUGCUGCCCUCAGUGCCACCUCUUGGCUUGCAGAAGAUGUCCAAUAUUCUCCUGUGUCCUGUAGAGCUCUGCUCACUCAAACCUGGCUGUCCUUCCCAUCCCUCUUUGCAGCAGAGGUGGUGUCAAUGGUUCUGGUGUUUCCUUUGUUGCUCAUUCCCUGAAGAGUCUGGUGCCACUGAAGGCAAUGUCUUUUGGAAACUAUCACAAUUAAGAUCUUAUAUACUCUACCUCUUUGUCUGCCAAAGUUGGUUGCUGUAUAUAUAAUGAAUUGAAUGUGCCUUGAAAUCAGAGUUUUAUAGCUUUUCCUUUGCUUUUGAGAGGGAAAAAAGCUAUAUAUAUAUAUAUAUUUCUGAUUCUUUGCUUUAAUCUCCCAAAGACUGCAGUGGAUUUGUUGGACCUGAAAGCUGAAGGAUUCUGUAGCAAAGGCAUCCCCUGCCUGUUGACAGGAGAUUCCUAAUUAAAGGAACUGCUGAGAGCUCAGUGGUGGCUGUGUCCUGUCAUGAGCACAGUGGAAGUUCCUUUGGGUGCUCAAUUUUAGUGAGCCUUGAUGUCAGGUCUGGAGAUCUUCUGUUGCUUUCAGGGGUAGAAACAGGUGCUGUGUGAUCCACCUUCCUUGCUUUCUUACUUGAAGUCACAUAUUUCACAUUUCUAACCUCUGGCUGCAGACUGGGAUGUUAAAUCAAGCUCUGAAAAGCUGGAUUUAGCAUCAGAUUCCUGUUUAGAAGCAGAAGCUUUUCCCUGUCACUGGCUUUUCAUGUUAAAGGAAAACCAGGCCAGCUCAGGUGUGUGAGUGCUGGUAGAUGUGGUGAUCUCUUGUUUGCUGCUUGGUGCUUGUUCAGUAAAUGUUGUAGUCCAGAUCCUCACUCCAGGAGCUCCCACCGCUGUGUUUGCCAUUACUUUAGAAUCACUGCUACUUCUAUUUCCUCAGCAAACCCCAUAUCUUAACUAGAACAGGUUUUAGCUCCAUGAAUCUCACUAUCAGCAUCCAGACAGCUUCUAAUUUUCACAGAAAACCCAAAUAGCCUCACUUGAGGCAGCAUUGGAAGUGCUCUGGCUUGUCUGUGGCUGCUUGGCACUGCUCUCCCUGUCAUCAACACAUUGUUGGAGUGGCACAGAACUGUUUGGGGCUUGAUAGGGCUUUUUGGGACAAUCCCAGCAGCUGCAUUGUUGGAGCUCAUAAUAGGCUGUGGCUGUUAGAAAGGGGCUUUGGCUCUGCAGAAGGAUUUGCUGCUGGUGGCCUGGCUGAUAGCUCAGCUCCAGAGUUGUUUGUAAACACUGGGAUGUGUGACUGGGGCUGAGUGUGGUGCUGGUCAGGAGCUCAGCUUGCUUUGUGUGGCAUCUGCAAUGUGCUGAAAUACACUGGAAUGUUCUUAAUUGGGAAGUGAAAUCACUGUAAAAAGUGGCUGUGUUUUUGCUCUUCUUUCUGGAUGUAAAGAUUGGCCAUGAUUUGUAAUAUUCCAAAUAAAAAUGUUAAAUUAUU